GGGUGUCUGCGCGAUGGCGGCGGCGGCGGAGCCGUGGCCGGAGCUGGAGGCGGCGGCGCGGGAGCGGCGGCGGGAGCUGUCGCUGGCGGGCGCGGCGGUGGCCGAGCGGGUGGCGGCGGGCGGCGGGCGGCUGCCGGAGGCGCUGCUGGCGCUGCCGCUGCUGCAGUCGCUGGAGCUGAGCGGCUGCGCGGCGCUGCGGGAGCUCGGCCCGGGCGUGGCGGCCGCGCUGCCCGCGCUGCACACGCUGGUGCUGAGCCGCAACGGGCUGGGCCCGGCCGGGCUGGGCGCGGGGCUGGGUGGGCCCCUGCCCGCUCUCCGCCUGCUCGACCUGUCCGGGAACGGACUGGAGGCGCUGCCUGCCGCGCUCGGCGGGACGGGCGGCGGCGCGGGGGACGCAGUCCCGGCCUUCCCGCAGCUGCGCAGCCUCAACCUGAGCGCGAACCGGCUGCGGGAGCUGGGCCCGGGGCUCGCCCGCGCCGCGCCGCAGCUGCAGGAGCUGCUGCUGUCUGGGAACCGGCUGCGGGCGCUGCCCGGAGGGCUCCUGCCCCCCGAGGGGCCGCCCGCGUCCUUCCCGCUGCUCAGCCGGCUGGACGCGGCCGACAACGAGGUGGCCGAGCUGGGCGCGGACAUCGCGGCGCUGCCGGCGCUCAAGAGCCUGGACGUGGCCAACAACCAGCUGCGGGAGCUGCCCGCCGCGCUGGCCGACUGCCCCCGCCUGAAGGAGGCCAACUUCAGGGGCAACCAGCUGAGGGACAAGCGGCUGGAGAAGAUGGUCAAUGGGUGCCAGACGAAGGCUAUUCUGGAGUACCUACGGGCCGGUGGCCGUGGGAAGGGGAAGGCUGAGAGUGGCAGAGACGACGUCAGGAAGAAGAAGAGGGAGAAGCAGCAGAAGAAGGACAGUGGGGAUGGGGAGCAGGAUGAGGUGGAAGAGGCGAGCAAGCUGCUGGUGAAGGUUCUGCACGUCUCUGAGAACCCUGCGCCUUUGGUGGUCAAAGUGAGCCCGGGUGUCAAAGAUGUGCGAGCCUUCAUCGUGUGCUGUGUGCUGAAAGGAGUGAACUUAAAGCCGGGAAAUGCUCUCAAGAGGUUCCUGACCAUGCAGACCAAGCUGCACGAGGACAUCUGUGAAAAGCGCACAGUGGCCACCAUUGCCACCCACGACUUGCAGCUGGUCAAAGCUCCUCUGACAUAUGAUGUUCAGCCUCCUGAUGAACUCAAGAUCAUGCCCCUGGGUCGGAAGGAGAUCAAGGCAAAGGAUCUUCUCCGCCAGCUGCAGCUGGAGGCUGAGGAGCAGCGGAAGCAGAAGAAGCGUCAGAACGUCUCUGGGCUGCACAAGUACCUGCAGCUGCUGGAUGGCAAAGACAACUACCCAUGCCUGGUGGAUGCUGAAGGUGCUGUGAUUUCCUUCCCACCAAUAACCAACAGUGAGAAAACAAAGAUUAGAAAAGAGACCCGGGACCUGUUUCUGGAAGUCACGAGUGAUACCAGUUUACAGAUCUGCAAAGAUGUGAUGGACACACUUAUCCUGAAAAUUGCAGAGCUGAACAGAUCUGCCUUGGAGAACAAGGAAGGCUCUGGUUCAGAUAUGGAAUCAGAUGCUCUCUGUGGACCAGGGAAUUUGAACCUGCCCUUGGUGGUGGAGCAGGUGCGAGUGGUGGACAUGGAUGGGAACUUGAAAGUACUUUAUCCUUCAAAAACAGACCUGGCCACAGUGUCCUCUCUGCUGACUGUGAUCCGUUAGCAGCUGCCUGAGAAUCCUGGGAGAGGAUUCCAUUGCCUUGAUUUUGGUUGAUUUCUGUAUAUUCAACAAUGCAGCUGGAGCACAGUGAGAUGGUUUGGGUUUUUAAAGAAGAGAUGUGGAGCAUCCUGCUGAGAAAGCAAUGGCUUCAGAGUUUGGUGUGCUACAGCAAGGAGAAUUGGGAUCUUUCAUCCUAAACAGAGAUCAUCCAUGUUAGGCCUGUGCAAAAGAGCAGCAUCUUCAAACAUGGACUGAAGGCAAAGAAGCUGUUGGGUAUCAGAAUGCAGUAGAGAAAAUCAUUACAAUGUUUAAAAGAAGCACAGUCACAUUUUUCUGUAAGAUCACUUUUUCCUCCUGGUGUUUCAUCUGGAUCAUUAUUGUGGCAGCAGAGAAAUCCAGUCAGUGUGGAACUGAGGUCCUCUGCUGGGUACAACCUGGAGUCAGAAUGCCAAAGCACUUUGCUGACAUCUUGUUCUGCAGAAUUUUAUCUGGAGUAACUGUGAACGUUUAGUUGCUGUCAGAAGCAUUUAAUUGCUGUCAGAACUUGAGGGAUGCAUUUUAAAGUGACGGUUUCUGUGUUCAGGCACGAGCACAGCUUCCAUUUUUAAGGGAUUUGUUGAGUCAGCUGCUGGGUUUGUGUGUCUCAGUGCAUUUCAGGGCCAUCCUCCAUCCCUGUGGGAAUUGUGGUGACCUUGUGUGUGCCCAGAGAGUUACUGUGGUUGAGCACUGGCUUUGUUCUUGCUGAGGAGGUUCAGGUCCAUUCAGAGCUGCCUCCAACUGACACUGCUGGACUCCCUGUCCCCCCAGAGUACAGGCACUGAUGCCCAGAGUGACCCUCCUGGAGCUUUCUGUCCCACCCAUGUAUUUUUGCCUUCCAAAAUACAGGUGGUUGAAGCAGUUCUUGUUUGGCAGUCUCUGGGUGACCUAUAUGUGUGGGUGAGCACUGGUGUAAACUCACACCUCUCCCUAAGCCAGGGUGACCCCCAGACUGACUCUCUUCUGGUAAAAGUGAUAUCUCAGAGCUCUAACUGAACUGCUGCUAUGUCAGAGACAUCCCCAUGUUGGGUCUAGCACAUGCAAUGGAAAAAUAAAACAGCUUUUGCAGCCCUG
Serinus canaria (Common canary) is the source of this 2845-nucleotide messenger RNA. It is a transcript of the gene LRRC47, whose product is annotated as leucine rich repeat containing 47. Bases 14 to 1738 code for a protein of 574 amino acids. The record is from RefSeq and is a predicted model, not a curated record. Gene Ontology annotation, biological process: phenylalanyl-tRNA aminoacylation. NCBI's taxonomy places the organism in Eukaryota, Metazoa, Chordata, Aves, Passeriformes, Fringillidae. The transcript is spliced from 7 exons. Gene Ontology annotation, molecular function: phenylalanine-tRNA ligase activity; RNA binding.